AUGAAGCCAUUCCCAGAAGCUCCCGGGGGGCACACCCCUAAGACCUUCCCCUUCAACCUCCUCCGAUGGCGAUUCCUCCCCAUCUUCCUCGGCCUAAGCUACAUCCUCUACUGCAAACUCACCUCCCAACCCAUCUUCGCCCAUCCACUCCCCCAACACACUGGCCCCUACGCCGUUGGCGCAAUCGAUAUCGAAUCCCCCGUUAUGCCCGUGCGCACCAUUGACACAGCACGAUUCAAGGCAACUUCCACCCCCGCCUUCGACCUCCAAACCGUCCUCUUCACCGUUUACUACCCCACCACCUACGCCGCCGCCAAAGCCUCAACCGUCAAACGCCACCCUUGGAUCCCACGACCACUUUACCUCCGUGCUCAGGGUUACGCCAAGGCGGCGCACAUCAGCAACUGGCUUGUCAAUAAAAUCUUUGAGAUUGCACUCAAGACGCUGGCCGGGAGCAUCACCAUCCCCGCUGCGGUUGACGCCCCGCUAAGCGACACCGCGACAAGAUACUCCCAGUUUGCGACUUCAUGGGACAAGGCAGAGACACAGGAGCAGGUGCUGGAGAAUGCACAGGUGGGAGGUCACCCGGUUAUCAUCUUUUCUCAUGGGACUGUAUCCAGUAGGACGGAUUACUCUCAUUAUGCUGGGGAGCUCGCGGCGAGGGGGUACGUGGUUGUUAUGCUUGAGCAUCGAGAUGGGUCUUGCCCGGGGAGUAUGAUCAAGCGGAAGGGACUGCCGAAGGAGAAGAGGCUCAUUUUCGAUGAGAGUGAGGUUGAGACUGCUGAUGGGAGGGAGAUCAGCGUGGAGGACUUCCACAAGGCGCAGCUCAGCUUUCGGGAGGCGGAGAUUGAAGAGGCGGUUAGGGUUAUGAAGUUGAUUAAUAUGGGGCGAGGCGCGGAUGUGUAUGAGUUGAACCCCAGAGGCGAGGGGGUGGAUCUUGUUAACUGGGCCGGGCGGUUGAACACAGAUGAGAUGAUCGUUGCCGGACAUAGUUAUGGAGCGACUGGGGCCAUGCAAGCUUUACGUGGAGGGCCGACGCCAAUGAGGCCGUUCAAGGGCGCUAUCAUCCUUGACCCUGGGAAGCAAAGCGGUCCGUUGAACAGAGAUAUCAACGUCCCCAUGCUUGUGGUGCACAGCAAUUCUUGGAGCAGCAAGACGAGCAUCUUUUAUGGAAGGGCGCACUUUGACACGGUGAAGGAGAUCGUGGAGGAGAAUAAUGAGAGGGGGAAUCCGACCUGGUUUAUGACUUCUCUGGGCACCUCGCAUCCCAGUGUGACGGACGCGCCGUUAUUGGAGCCUUGGAUUCUGAGCUUCACGACUGGGGCAACAAUUGAUGUUUAUCAGGGGUUGAGACAGUAUGUACAUGUUGCGGAGGACUUCUUGGCGUUUUUGGGUGAUGGAAAGGCAAGGGGGUUGCUGGCUGAGAGGGCUGAGUUUCCUCAGUACGACGCUGGUUCUGGGUUGGGGAUGUGGCAGCCUGGUCAGGGUGAUAACCAGCAGGCUUGGGAGGAGAAGGGGGAGUGGUGGGAUUGGAGGAGUUACUGGCAGAUUCAUGUGUCUCCUGCGGGAAAUGGUGACAAGAACUGA
Podospora pseudocomata is the source of this 1587-nucleotide messenger RNA. RefSeq lists its product as uncharacterized. Gene Ontology annotation, molecular function: 1-alkyl-2-acetylglycerophosphocholine esterase activity. The transcript has a single exon. Lineage: Eukaryota; Fungi; Ascomycota; Sordariomycetes; Sordariales; Podosporaceae. The record is from RefSeq and is a predicted model, not a curated record. The coding region runs from base 1 to 1587 and encodes 528 amino acids.